Odontomachus brunneus is the source of this 1969-nucleotide messenger RNA. RefSeq lists its product as uncharacterized. The transcript is spliced from 7 exons. NCBI's taxonomy places the organism in Eukaryota, Metazoa, Arthropoda, Insecta, Hymenoptera, Formicidae. Bases 446 to 1741 code for a protein of 431 amino acids. Gene Ontology annotation, molecular function: protein binding. The record is from RefSeq and is a predicted model, not a curated record.
AGCAUGCGACUGAUAUAGUAUUACUUUUGUGAAUAAAAAAAUCUUACACUGUCAUAGGAAGUUAGUCGAUCAGUCAGAGCAAUGUAAAAGUUUGCAGAAAGCUCAAAGGAUUAACGUGUUCAUUCAGAUUCUCAUGUCAUCUGAAAAAAAAAGUUAAAUCUCCAUUUUGGAACACAGCUCCUCAUUUGUCCUCAGUAUUCUGAAGGUAUCUUAGUAAUGGUGAAAUCGUAAGUAGAGGCGACUUUGUUUCGCGCAAAUUCAGGAGUCCUCGCUUCUCCAAGGAUUCACAAAAUUUCAGGAAUUAUUUUCCUUCUCGACCAAUUGGAAAUCUCGUAACGUGAUCGCUAUGCGAGAACGUACGUGAUCUUCGUGAUUGAUCGCGAUCGGUCUGCACUUGGUCGCGAUCGCGGAUUUUUAAGACAAAAUUACGUCCAAGAGGAACCAAAUGCGCGCGAAACGCCGAAGAGUAUCCUUGCGAUGCAUUCAAAACGCGCAGGAGCACAAGAGCACGCGGUGCACGUUAGACACUCUGCCCCCAGAAGUUUUUGGCAUCAUCUUGAGAAUGCUAUCUUUGCACGAUGUCGCCUGCACCGUUCGUCUGGUAUCCAGACGUUGUUACAAUAUUGCCGCUACGGUGCUGAAUAGCGAAUUCCUAGUGACUGGCACCAAGCUGGAAGUCGCGAUUAAGCGCAUGAAGGAUCUCGUGAAUAGUGCGAAGACCAACAUUGAGAUGCAGAACUACAGCGGGACUUCCUAUACACUGGAGCUUAUUCGAUCGCAGUAUCGCAUGCUGAAGGCAGUUACGUGGCGAUACACGCAUCCAAGAUCUCACAGCUCGCCCAUUUCCUGUUUCUACGGUGGCAGAGUUCUCGACAAUCUGAACUGCAUAUUACAGACGGUCUUGGAUCCUUGCCGAGGAUCCUCGAUCGUUCUCAGUUACGUUAACCUGCAGAUUUUCGUACGUAGCUGCGAGAAUUUCAUGGAUCACUUCGAGAAAGUUACUGAGCGUAGGGUGAACAGAUCUGCACUGAUUUCGGGGUGUAAGAUUGUCGAUGUAUUAGACUGUCUGGGAGAAGGGCGACAGUUGCUAUCCUUCUGGACCUCAUCAAGAGCAAGUAACUCUGUGGUCAGUAUGCAACUCAGAUACAUCCUAAAACGCACGUGGUUUACGUGCCUGCAGGUGCCCAACGCGAGCGACGAGCACUGCUGGCGGGACAAGCAACGUUACAUGUAUCUGAGAUUGCGCCGGCUAGUCGGCAGUUUCAACAAACAUCUCCUCCAUAAGCUGCAGUACAAACGCAAGCUUGAUCUUCGAGUGACGCUACCGUCGAUACCACCCCGAAAACUAUUACCGGCCUCUAUAUAUUCAGGAUACGGGGAAUACGGUGGCCAGUUCUUCUAUUAUGGCAAUAUGAGCAAGUGCGCCUACGAUUACAAGUUCAAGCAUGCAAGACCCAGCAACGUGGAGAACACCGGCAGGGAACUCGAGCAGGAAACCAAUCGACCACCUCAGUUCGAUCUGGUCAUCACGGUCGAGUUGAGGUGUUCCUCAGAAUUGGCACCAUUGGCAGCGAGAGCGAAUUUAAAAUAUGACGAUCUCGAAGGUUGUGGUACUAACUCGAGUCAAGAGUUGUAUUUGAAGUUGAGCAUGAAGUGCGCGGCUUCGAAAGCCAACAGAUUGCCCAAUGUCUUCGUUUGGGAGGUGUGUAGUCCACGACGGAUCCGUUCACAAAAUAGUUGAGUCGUAUGUGUUUUAUUUAUUAAGCGAUCAUUGCGAGAUAUCCUGUGUACAUUCGUACAUGUAAUAUACGCCCACGCAAUUAUAUACAGCUUUUACUGUUAUUCCGAAGAUAAAAUAAAAUGUUUUUCGUGCACGUUUUAUCCGAAUCCCGUUGUAUUCGAUGAUCUAUCCUUGUUACCGACAUAGAAUAGAUUUGAGAUUCUCGCCAAGAACCGAUUGAGAGAAACA